AUGCUUUCUAUCCUUGUAAGUCGUCAAUAUGCUCAAUCAUGGAGAAGAUUGCAGAGGCUUAGUGGACCAUUGGCAGAAACUAUACGCAGGUUAGGUGAACAAGCUGGUGGAGAUAUGUCGGCGCUUCAUUCAGAUCUUAGAAAAGUCUUAACAGUAAUAUCAAUGCCACGUCUAAAAUGGUCAACUUCUCUCAAUCGUGGAGAUACGAAAGAACAAGAUUGGGAAGAAGCAGUAGAAGCUGUGCUUCGAGACAUUGCUGUAAAUGCUAAUAAUAUUCAACCAAAGAAGAAACAAAUAAUGCAAAUAGUUAUUUACGAGUCGAAUGUUUGA
Molecule: messenger RNA, 330 nt
Organism: Apis mellifera (honey bee)
Lineage: Eukaryota; Metazoa; Arthropoda; Insecta; Hymenoptera; Apidae
Exons: 3
Coding region: 1-330 (109 amino acids)
Source: RefSeq, a predicted model, not a curated record